Molecule: messenger RNA, 1975 nt
Organism: Drosophila grimshawi
Lineage: Eukaryota; Metazoa; Arthropoda; Insecta; Diptera; Drosophilidae
Gene: SmydA-4
Product: SET domain-containing protein SmydA-8
Exons: 5
Coding region: 257-1840 (527 amino acids)
Molecular function (GO): protein binding
Source: RefSeq, a predicted model, not a curated record
ACAGUUGCAAUCUGUGCGUCGCGGUUCAAACAACGAACAAAGAAACAACGCAGUGUUUCUCGUUGUUGUUGUUGUUGCUGUUAUUGUUAUUGUUGGUGUUGCUGUUGUCAUUAUUGUUGUCAUUAUUGUUGUCGUGUUAUCUGUGUAAUUAAAUGACAAGUUGUUAAUCACAUCUAUUUAAAUGCACAACUCUUCGCAUGCUCACAGCAUAAAAACGAUAAAUUAAAUUCAAUUUAAACAAACAACUCGACCGAAAAUGCCUCCAAGAAAAAAUCAGAAUCGUCACCACAAACAUCACAAGCAACAACAACAACAACAACCACAGUCAAAGACAAAUUCGGUGGCACAACCAGAGACGGAGACCAACAAACCGGUGCCAGCAUAUCGUGUGGCACACUCAGAUGUAUUUGGAAGAUAUUUGGUGGCCAAUCGUCGGUUGGAGGCGGGCGAGCUGCUCAUCAGCGAGGAGCCGCUUGCGAUUGGACCCUGCGUGAGCUGUGAGCCCGUCUGCCUCGGCUGCUAUCAGCCCGUCCAACUCGACUCGCAACAGUAUCGCUGUCCCGACUGCAACUGGCCACUGUGUGGCCCCACCUGCCGUGGCAUCCGACAGCGCACCGGACACAGCGCCGAGGAAUGUGCCCUGUAUGCGGAACGACGGGCGCUGCUUGCAGAUGUGCUCACAGCGAAUGCGACACUGGAGCAGCGGAGAGAUCUGUACGAGCUGGUGCUGAUCGUGCGCAUUGUGCUGCUCAAGCAGCACUCAGCCGAACAGUAUGCCAAUAUACGGCGCAUGGAAUCGCACACGGCGGAGAGGCGUGAGAAUGCGACACUGUGGCAACACUACGAACAGAAGGUGGUGCAGCGAUUACGCAACGAUUGGCAGCUGGCCAAUGUGUGCGAUGAACUGGAGCUGCACGAAAUCUGUGGCAUACUGGAUGUGAAUUGCUUUGAGAUUGGUCAGCGAGGCGCCAAGGCGCGCACGCUAUAUCCGAGCGCGUUCCUGCUCGCGCACGAUUGCACCCCGAACACGGCGCACACGGAUGACCCAGCCACGUUUGCCAUCCUGCUGCGUACGUCGCGACGCGUGCUCGAGCAGGAGCCGUUGACGCUCAGCUAUGCGUACACGCUGCAGGGCACACUGAAGCGGCGCACCUUCAUCCAGGGCGGCAAGCUGUUCUGGUGCCAAUGCCAGCGCUGUGCCGAUCCCCGCGAGCUGGGUAGCGACUGCAGUGCCCUCGUUUGCAGAUCAUGCCGUUUAGGCAGCAUCAGAGCCACAGCACCACUGGAACAGACAGCCGACUGGGCCUGCGAUCGCUGCGAUUGUCGGCUUAGUGCUGCGGAUCUGGAGCGUCUUAUCGAUCGCAUCAACGAUGAUCUCGAAGAGAUCGAUGUGCACGACAUUCCCGCCUUGGAGAACUUUCUGACACGGUACCGUGAGGUGUUGCGUCCAAAUCAUUAUCUGCUGCUGUCGGCCAAGUACUCGCUGUGUCAGAUCUAUGGACGCAUCGAGGGCUAUCUACUGCCGGAGAUGUCGCCGCAGGAUAUAGAGCGCAAGGAGCGCUAUUGUCGUGAUUUUCUCGAGAUCGUCGAUCUACUGGAUCCAGGUUUGACGCGUCUGAGAGGGCUCAUCAUGUACGAGCUGCAUGCUCCGAUUAUGGUGCUUGCCCAGCUGGGCAUGCAGAGUGGCCAGUUGACCCGCCAGGAGUUUCUGAAGCGCAUCAAGGAGGUCGCCAAACUGCUGAAGGACAGUGCACGCAUCCUGCAACUCGAACCACCCGGUUCCAGUGAGCAUGAAAUGGGUCUCGCUGCUGCCGAUGCACUCACCAAAAUGGGCUCUUAACACGAUAUCGUACUAUAUAAGAAUCUGAAUCUAAAUAUAUGUAUAUAUUGUUAUUACUGGUCAAGGUUACAAAUUAAUCCGAUUUAAUGGCAGAUCAAAGCAAAUGUAUUUUAUACAUUAAACUGCGUAUCUUGA